Polypterus senegalus (gray bichir) is the source of this 4734-nucleotide messenger RNA. RefSeq names its product zinc finger protein 91-like. Gene Ontology annotation, biological process: regulation of transcription by RNA polymerase II. Gene Ontology annotation, molecular function: RNA polymerase II cis-regulatory region sequence-specific DNA binding; DNA-binding transcription factor activity. The record is from RefSeq and is a predicted model, not a curated record. Lineage: Eukaryota; Metazoa; Chordata; Cladistia; Polypteriformes; Polypteridae.
CUGAAGUCUGCUGCACUGCACACACCUCGCGCCGCUCACUUUCAGGCUCUGAAAACAACGUAUCACCUGGAGACAGAAGCAAAGGCUGCCAUUUAUUGUAACUCCAAGAUGGACAUGAAAGAGGAGAUGGGUGAAGCAGAUUUGAAGGCCUUGGAGAUAAUGACUGUGAGCAUUAAAGAGGAGGACUGUGAAUGGGACUCUGGAGAUCAUAACCAGGAUGGUCUCUGCAUUAAGGAUGAGGAUUAUGAGUCUGUGACCGUGGGCACCAAAGAAGAGACCAGGGAGACGUCUCUCAGCAUUGAGAUGCACAAUCAUAAAAGUGUGGAGCCCGUCGAGCUCAAGGGGAGAUCUGAAUCAUUACAAACGGACACAAAGAGGACUCCGAAUGUUUCAUCUGUUCAAAGUCCACAGAAUUGGACAUCACCUUCAAAUCAAUUUGGAGAAAGGGACAAAGCACACUCCUGUUCUGAAUGUGGCAAACGAUUCUGUGACCGGAGUACUCUUCAGAAACACACUAGGAUUCACACUGGUGAGAAGCCCUACUACUGUUCUGAAUGUGGCAAAAGGUUCUCCCAGAUUGCCCAUCUUCAGAGACACUCACGAAUUCACACUGGAGAGAAGCCAUACUGCUGUUCAGAAUGUGGUAAGCGAUUCUCACGAAUCACCCAUCUUGAGACCCACACUAGAAUUCACACAGGAGAAAAACCAUAUGGCUGUUCAGAAUGUGACAAACAAUUUUCUCGAAUCGCCAGUUACCUGAGACAUGCAAAGAUUCACACUGGAGAGAAGCUGUACAGCUGCUCUCAAUGUGGCAAACGAUUCUCACGAAUCUCUCAUCUCCAGACCCACAUUAAAAUUCACACUGGUGAGAACUCAUUUUGUUGUACUGAAUGUGGUGAAGGAUUUUCUCAAUUAAGUGAUCUCCAGAGUCAUGCAAAAACUCAUACUGGUGAGAAACCAUAUUACUGCAGUGAAUGUGGCAAACAAUUCAAACAUAUGAUCAGCCUUCAGACCCACAUACGUAUUCACACGGAAGAGAAACCAUUUUGCUGUUCUGAGUGUGACAAACAGUUCCUUUAUAGAAGCAGUCUUCUAACCCACUCAAGAAUUCAUAUGGGAGAGAAAACUCACUGCUGCCCUACAUGCGGCAAACGGUUCUCAAAAGUGGUCACGCUUAAGAGCCACAUUAAAAUUCACACUGGAGCGAAGCCAUAUUCUUGUUCUGAAUGUGGAAAACAAUUCUCUGGCAACAGCUAUCUAGUGAUACACAAAAGAAGUCAUACUGGGGAGAAGCCAUAUUCUUGUUCUGAAUGUGGAAAACAAUUCUACGACAGCAGCCAUCUCCAGAGACACAAAAGAGUUCACACUGGCGAGAAGCCAUAUUGCUGUGUGGAAUGUGGUAAUCGGUUCUCAAGGAAGGUCAACCUUAAGACCCACAUCAGAAUUCACACUGGGGAAAAGCCAUAUUCUUGUACUGAAUGUGGAAAACAGUUUUCGGAUGGUAGUCAUCUUCAGAGGCACAAAAGAAUCCACACAGGAGAGAAGCCAUAUUGCUGUUCUGAAUGUGGGAAACGAUUCUCACGAAUUAGCUGCCUUCACAGCCACUCAAGAAUUCACACUGGGGAGAAGCCCUAUUGCUGUAUGGAAUGUGGCAAACAGUUUGCACAAUUAAGUAGUCUACAUACUCACACAAGAAUCCACACUGGGAGUGAUAGUGUAAAAAGUCCACUUACAGUCGGAGAUAAACGAAAACACAAAAAUCGGGUAGCGACAUGCACUUUUCGUCCACCGCCUAAAUCGACCGGGCCACACGAGCUGACCGGUCUGCCAAACAUUAGUAGCCCCGAAGACGUCAGAGUGUCAAAGUUCGCACCCGAGCGGCACAAGGCGCAUGCUCAGUGCUCGCCGCGUGACGACAUCAAGGUCGUCGGAAAACGAAGCCGCGGUGCUGCCAACAGUUGGGCAGUAAACCAGCUGAUGUUAUUGUGCAGCGUGCUGGUGAGUCAAGAGCGUGAACACCAAAGAAUCACAUCACCGAGAGAGCUAAACGAGCCUUCUAUCAAGGUGAAGUCUGAAUCAUCACAGUCUGGCACAAGGAGAACUGAGGAAACUUCAUCUGUUGGAACUUGGGUAGUUCAGCAACCACCUACAAAUCACUCUGGAGAAAGAGACAAGCCUCACUGCUGUUCUGAGUGUGGCAAGCGAUUCUCACGAGUCAUCUACCUUAGGACCCAUGCAAAGACUCACACAGGAGAGAAGCCGUACUGCUGUUCUGAAUGUGGUAAGCGGUUCACACGAAGUGACAACCUUAAAACCCACACAAGACUUCACACAGGAGAUAAGCCAUAUGACUGUUCAGAAUGUGGCAAACGAUUCAUGCGAGUCAAUAUCCUUCAGACUCACAUGAGAAUUCACACGGGAGACCAGAGAUUUUGCUGUUCUGAAUGUGGAAAACAAUUUUCUGAUAACAGCAAUCUUCGCAUCCACACCAGAAUUCACACUGGAGAGAAGCCUUAUUGCUGUGCUGAAUGUGGCAAAACAUUUUGCAAUUCAAAUCUUCAGAAGCACAGUAGAAUUCACACUGGUGAGAAGCCUCAUUGCUGUCCUGAAUGUGGCAAACAAUUCUCCAGGAUUGCCAACCUUCAGGUUCAUGCUAGAAUUCAUACUGGGGAGAGGCCAUAUUGCUGUUCUAAAUGCGGUAAGCGAUUUUGUGUAAUGAAAAGUCUCCAGGUUCACGCAAGAAUUCACACUGGGGAGAAGCCAUUUUGCUGUUCUGAAUGUGGCAAGAAGUUCUCUGACAAGAGUAGUCUUUACCGGCACACCAAAAUUCAUACUGGAGAGAAGCCAUAUUGCUGUUCAAAAUGUGGGAAGCGUUUCUCCAGCAGGAGCCAUUUUCAAAUCCACAUGAGAAUUCACACAGGAGAAAAGCCAUACUGCUGUUCUGAAUGUGGCAAGCGAUUCUCCAACUGCACACACCUACAGCAUCACACAAGAAUUCACAAUGGAGAGAAGCCAUAUUGCUGUUCUGAAUGUGGAAAAAGCUUCUCCAGGCAUAGCAGUCUUGUGGUGCACAUGAGAGUUCACACUGGAGAGAAGCCAUAUUGCUGUCCUGAAUGUGGCAAACUGUUCACAGACAGGAGUGGUCUUCGUUACCACACAAGAAGUCAUGCCAAUGGGAAGAAUGUGGAGACUACACUGAACCUUCAUGGCAAACGUAAGAGACCAAAAAGAAAUGCAGUACAGAAUUGUGAUACUGUUAGUGAGGGAGGUUCAAUCCUAUCGUGACAGCAUUGGAAAAAAAAAACACAUGGAGACCCCCAGAAGAAAUUGUAUUACUGCUUGAAAUGUAGCAGGUGCUAUUGGCAGGCCACAUACGGUAUACGGAUCCAUAAUGUGGGGGAGCCUUCUUACUGUUUCUAAUGUGGGAACUUUGAUGACUUGAUAUGAACUCAUGGAGUUUCCCAUUAGACAGAACCCUAAUAGCGUUUCUGAAUGAAGCACAUGAUUUUUCAGAUUUGGACAGUAGUGCCUGGAGAAAACAUAUUUUAAUAUUGUGAGUGUUUGUACUCACUUUGAGCAGUCAGAAGAACUACUCUGGAGUUCCCAUAAGGUCACUUCAAGGCAUCAAUAAAACAAAAUGUUCAAACAAUUUAGUACCAGUUCUGAUAGACAAAGCUAGAGAUGGGGCACAUCUUUUGUAACAAUCAGAAGGCAAUGAUGGAUGAAGAGGCAAAAACAUUGGCAGACUCCUACAUUGAUAACUCUUAAAUGAAAACCCCAGCAGCAGAAACACUGGGAGCCACACACUAGAAAGAGAAACAGAUUAGGAGAUGUAAAUCCAUGGAACAUUCCAGUCCCAACUGACAAAAAAACAAAUGCCGGCAAAUACGACAUAAUGAGGCAGGAAGUGGGUCCUGGUGGUUACGGCUUUGGACUCUGAAGUUCUGAGAUUAAAUAGUUUGAAUCUAUCUGACUAUUAUAUAGUGCAUACUAUGCCAAAAUUAUAAUCCUAUCUAUCUAUCUAUCUAUCUAUCGAUUGAUCGAUCGCUCACUGUUUAGGUGAAAUAGGAAAACAGAAAUCUAAAUGAUUAGGAAAUGGAAUGGAAGAUAGGCCAGAUAUGUAGAAGAAACAUUAAAUCUGUGCCAGCAGGGUCCUGUUUGACUUUGACGGUUUUCAAGACACACGCUCACAAGUUGUCUUAUCUCUUUAAGCAAUAUGGAGACUCUUUGCUGCUCAGAUUGAUGGGAGAACUUAUAUGCCACAGUGCUUCUAUGUUCCAUCUGGUUGUGCCCACAUCCCCCAGCCCCACACUCUGGGGCACAACGUGGAUGGUUAGAGCUCCAUAAGUCCAAUCCAAAGAAACAUUGAGGCCCAUAAUUGUGUUAAUUAUUAUCAUCCCUUACAAAUUUUAAAAGGAGUUUAACUUCUGACAAUGCACCAGGACUCUAACAUGGAGCAGAACAUAUAAAAAAAUUAAAGUGUUAACAAUUCCACCAGUUUCAAGUUAUGAUUGAGGUUUAUGUACAUCCCGAUAGUGUCAAACAGAAACCUUGAGAGAAAAAGUAGCGUUCCCAAGUAAAUACUUAGUGAUUGGAAUAGAGAGACCUACAACUAGGAUAAAUAUCGAAAGUUGCUGUCUAAUGUGAAUCCAAACAAGCUUUUUAUUCAUCCAUCCAUCCAUCCAUUUCCUUCCCCUUUUCCAGAUCUUUCUUCAUCCAUCCAUCCAUCCAUUA